AUGACAAAGCUGAUCGACAAGGCGUGUGUCAAAGCAGCAGCGUACGAGAAACGGUCUGAGUACUGUGAGCGUGAAAAAGCCAAAGAGGAUCUUGACAUGGCCACAACACUCGACCCUCUGCGAACCUAUCCCUACAGAUACCGAGCUGCCGUGCUGAUGGAUGAUCAGAGAGAGACAGAAGCAGUGGAAGAGCUGUCAAAGGCAAUAGCUUUCAGGCCGGAAUUGCAAACGCUGCAUCUCAGAGCAGCAUUCCACGAGGCCACUGGGAAGCUGUCGUUGGCCGCUCAAGACUGCGAAGCUGCUCUCUGUUUAGAUCCUAACCACACCGAGACGCUCCAUCUCUACAGCAGAUCCAAGGAUCAAGCUUCUUCCAUUGACAACACCGUUCUUGACUUAGAUUUUUAA
Messenger RNA from Microthlaspi erraticum, 405 nucleotides. NCBI's taxonomy places the organism in Eukaryota, Viridiplantae, Streptophyta, Magnoliopsida, Brassicales, Brassicaceae. The record is from the annotation of a GenBank genome assembly.